Molecule: messenger RNA, 1752 nt
Organism: Saprolegnia parasitica CBS 223.65
Lineage: Eukaryota; Oomycota; Saprolegniomycetes; Saprolegniales; Saprolegniaceae
Exons: 2
Coding region: 1-1752 (583 amino acids)
Biological process (GO): vesicle-mediated transport; intracellular protein transport
Cellular component (GO): Golgi membrane
Source: RefSeq, a predicted model, not a curated record
AUGAUGAACGCGGCGACGACGAGCAUGGACGCGAUCGCGGCCGUCCGCGGCUACGUCGAGAAGAUCAUCGCCGACGGGCAGCUCGAUGGCAUGAAGGCGCUCAUCCUCGACGGCGAGACGACCAAGAUCAUCAGCAUGGUGCUCAGCCAGUCGCAGAUCCUCGAGAAGCAAGUCUUUCUCGUCGAGCAGCUCGGCGCCAAGACGCACGAGCGCAUGGCGCACCUCAAGGCCGCAGUGCUAUUGCGGCCGACGCUGCGCAACCUCGAGCUCCUCAAGCACGAGCUCAAGGCGCCCAAGUAUGGCGAGUACCACAUCUUCUUCACCAACAUUACGUCAAGCGACGUCUUGGAGCGGCUCGCGGAAGCCGACGAGCACGAGGUCGUCCACCAAGUCCACGAGUACUACGCCGACUACAUGGCGAUCAACGAGCACCUCUUCCACUUCAACCUCCAUGGCGCCCUCAGUCUCAGCGUCAAAGGCGCCAACCUCGCCAACAUGACGCCGAAGAACGCGGCCCUCUACCAGCGCAGCGUCGACGGGCUCCUCGCAGUCCUCCUCUCGAUGAAGAAGAAGCCGAUUGUGCGCUUUGUCAAGCACUCGGACGUGGCCGAGAAGCUCGCGCGCGACGUGGCCACGCGGAUGCAGCACGAAGACGGCCUCUUUGACUUUCGCCAGCCCAGCGUCGCGCCACUCUUGCUCAUCUUGGACCGCAAGGACGAUCCGGUGACACCGCUGCUGUCCCAGUGGACGUACCAGGCCAUGGUGCACGAGCUCCUUGGUCUGUUUGAGAACCGGGUCGACCUCGAGCGCGUCGUCUUGAGCGUGACCUCGGACGCAUUCUUCGCGCAGCACGUGCACGCCAACUUUGGCGAGAUCUGCAUGGCGGUCAAGGACCUUGUCGACGCGUACAAGCGCAGCUCCAAGCAAAACGAGAACAUCGAGUCGAUCGAAGACAUGCAGCGCUUCGUCGACAAGUACGCCGAGUUCCGCGCGCAGUCGGUGACCGUCUCCAAGCACGUGACGCUCAUGGGCGAGCUGAACCGGCUCAUCGAGGUCCAGGGCCUCAUGGACGUGAGUACGCUCGAGCAGGACAUGGCCUGCAAUGACGACGCGUCGGGCCAUCUCCGCGAGCUCACACUGCGCUUGCGCAAGGCUGCGAUCGCGCCGGCCAACAAGCUCCGUCUCGCGCUGCUGUACGCGCUGCGGUACGAAAGCCCGUCGACGACCAAGGCGGUGCGGGACCUCCUCCUCGAGGCAAAUGUCCCCAACGCCCAAGACGCGAUCAGCACCAUGCUCGCCUAUGGUGGCGCACCGGCUCGGACCGGCGACUUGUUUGGCGAGAAGGGGCUUAAGAAGUUCAUCAAGGCCAUGGCGCAGGUCACCCAGGGCCUCCAAGGCGUCCAGUGCGUCCUCACGCAGCACGUGCCGCCGCUCCUCAAGAUGCUUGAGAACCUCUUUGUGAAGGGCGUGCUCCCGGACGCUGAGUACGGUGGCUUCCAGCCGUCACCGCCGCUGCCCAAGAAGCUCAAGGACGUCAUCGUCUACAUCCACGGCGGCGUCACGUUUGAGGAAAGUUUGAAAGUCGCCGAGCUCAACACGAAACUCGCCGCGUCCGGCCAGCGCGUCCUCCUUGGUGGCCCUAUGGUGCACAAUUCGGAGAGCUUUCUCAAGGAGCUUUUGGAGUCGGCCGACGCGUCGUCGCCAGCCACGUCGGUGACGCCGUCCUGGAAGUACGAAGGCAAGCAUCUCUAA